AGUAUUUAUCCAAUCCAUUUGUGCUCAUGUCCAUAUGCACUACAUUUGAUUAGGUUUUACUUAUCUGACGCCAUUGCUAGUAGUGUAGGGAAGUUUGAUGGACUCAUUCUUUCACCGGAUUGUAAACAACAGAUAUACAAAUAUAAGUUGGGGCACAUAUAGCAGCAGAUCUGCUAAUCCAUGGAUAUUCUAGCCCUCUCAACUGUGCAGCCAAAUUGAGAAAUAGAGCAUUUUAGCGCAUUUUGUGAAGUUUGAAUGAUCAACGGUGCAGCUACUUCUGUCGAAGCUUGAAAUGUAGGCCUUGUUCCAGCAGAAGCUUGGGUUGGACGUAGGGUUGCAUUCUUGAUGUGUGGAAUAAUGUUUGCAACAUGAAGUCCAUGAUACGAGUGAAUUUCGGAAUCAGAAAUAUUAAGUUCGAAUUUGUCUGGGCGUCAUGCAUCAACAUCACCAGCUGAUAUAAUGACACAAUCAUUGUCAAUCAGCAAACAUGUGCCUCCUCAUGAGCAUGGCGACCUUUCAUUUACAACCGGUGAAACUAGUUCCCGGUAACGUCUUGCGGGGUGCCUAGUUGCGGCGUGGUGGGAGCGAACGAAGAAACAUGUGGGGAAUCGAACUGGUUUAGAAGUUAUAUUGUUUUGGGGUGCGCGGUGAUGCAUAGGCAACUACUUGUUCAUUCGGGAUGAGAAUUUGAUUGAGAAGUUGUAACAAUUGCAGAGUACCUGAUGGGAAAUAUGCCUGGGUUUUAACUGAAGAUACUUUCUAACAUGUCGAGUGUCAGAUAUGUAGAAUCAAUAUACGUGGAUGACCCAACUCCGAUCAACAUCUAUACUUUAGGGUUCGUUAACGAGAGCUGUGAGGAAAACCUGUGUGAAGAGGUUUAAACAUAUUGAGUUGGAUGCCCCUGUAUUUGGGAACUCUUCAAGAAUUCGCAGUGAUAUAUUUGCGGUCGUAGAAUGGGCAUCUGAAUGUUCCUGUUCGUGAGUCACAAAUCCCGACCAGCAUUCAAUUCUCAACAUAACUACGAAAGUGAAGCAAGGAAACUCGUACAAGUAGUCUUUCUCUAUAUGUGCCGAUCAUGCGCAGUGUAUAGCUCAAAGAAAUAAGUUUACAGCAUCAGUUUACAGCAUCUGAAUAACUCCACCUUGUUCAACUCUGUGAAGCCCUUGGGUUGGCUACAACCCGUGCUUACUUCCGCCGAAUAUCUGAUUAUCCUCCUCACUCAUGGUUCCCCUUGACUUUGUUGCUGCAUUGCGAAAAGGUUGUGCUCUCAGAGCGAACCCUAAUUUUUGAGGUUGUGGAGUUCGACGAAGUCUGCGUCAACAAGUGAAUGGUGAUUACACCAGAUUGAGCGCCAUGGAUGACGCUGCGGGGAGUUCAGUUGGCGCGUUGGAGUCAUCUGCGGGACUACGGCGAGCUUCAAUUACUAAAAAUGAUGGGAAACAGGGUACUCAUUUUACGGACGUUCCUACUGUUGUGUUGGGCUCAAUAUUGUCACACCUGGAGGAUCCCGUUGAUGUUAUGUCAACGCUCUCCACAUGUCGGCUUUGCUGGUCCCUUGGUCGCACUGAACCAUUUCGCCUCCGCUUGCGACCUCGACAGUUUGACGAGACACCUGCUGCUAAUUGCGAAGACGCAUUACAGAACAGUGGCAGGGUGACUCCACAGACAGCAGGCUCUUGGACUCGAGCUGCCUUAGGAGCCAUUCGAAAACAUAUGUGCGCCACUCGGGAGCUUCACCUGGCUGGGUUGUCCAUUGUAGAUGACGAUGUUGCGGCGAUUUUGACCAAUUUACGAUGUUUGGAUCGUCUCAUUCUGGACAACUGUCAGAAACUAACGAGUGCUGUUGCCGAUGUGCUUGCGGCUUCAGUGAAGUCUGGACCGUUGAGUAUAAGUCUUCAAAGGUGCUUUGGUUUGAAUUCUACAUCAACUGGGAACCUUCUUGUGGCCUCUGCAGCCGAUGGUUCAAGAUUGAGAACCAUUUUGCUCAGCCAUCUAGAUAGUUUAGAUAUUCCUCGAGAUGAUGUGUCUGUGUCACAUCCUCAAGAUAAUGAUUCCGAUAGGGAAUUGACUCGGAGCGACAGUGAUCUUGCUAAGUGUUUGGGUAGCAUAAGCAGUGGAUCGGGGCUACGAAUUCUUGCACUUAACAAUUGUGCUGGUCCCUCUGUUGCUGAUUUCACGGCUGUGGCUAUGCUAUUCCCCCAUCUUGAGAUGCUGCUUUUGGGUGGAUCUGUUCAAGCUCAAGGGCUUAGCAGAAUAGAGGCUGUAUCACAGGACGUUAUUUCUUUAACGACGUCGGCUUUAGUUAGAAUAAUUGAGCUUCUUCCCAGGCUGCGAGUGCUUGAAUUGACAUUCUUUACUUCUGCCAUUGUCCAGGCGGUGAGAGAGCAGGAUAAGAAAAAAAUUCAUAUUUGGGAUUUUUGUGAGGAGAGUUCUGUGGCAGCAGCUGCGUGGGUCCUUGAUAGUCUGAAAAAGGUCAAACCUGGAAGUGCUAUUAAUGACCUCCUACGGCGGGUCGCCAGCUGUAGAGUUGAGGCUAACGGUCCGCCAGGACGAGAGACUACUCCUGUGUUGUUUAGCAAAAGCAUCAGGGCUCAAUUUUGGCAAGAUGGAUUAACUUUAUCUGAUUGUCUAAGCACUGGCUCCUUUGCAUACACAAACUUUAAUGUUGGUGGAAAGCAGUUCAAAUUCCCUCAAAACGAUGACAUAUGGGAUUCUUCGACUGAGGAUGUGGCCUUGGGUCUCCGUGGAGCAGCUAACUGUUCUGAUGUCAGAAAACGAACCCCACUGCACAUGGCAGCUGCUCGUGGCGAUGUUCCCAUGAUUGCUGGACUGCUUGCGAUUGGUGCGGUGGCUGUGGGAAUGAAAGAUUCUUCAGGGGGUACAGCUCUUUUUGUGGCAGCAGAAUCCGGGUUUGCUCAAGCUUGUGAGCUUCUGCUACAAGGUGGAGCUGAUGUAUUGGCCAGCAACCGAGCAGGCGAGACUCCGCUGUAUAUCGCAGCUCUCAGAGGCCAUUCUGCCGCUGUUGGCAUCAUGCUAGCUCACUGUCAUGAGCGUGGGGUGAACUGGCAGGAUGCCGAUGUUUAUGAGCCUGCAGGCCAGACCUGGGAGCAGAUGCCUUUCCCGGGUGUGGGAGCCCUCCGAUGGUGCCUCACAUGGCAGCCAGGUGAUGGAUGGACUCCUCUCAUGGCAGCAGCGGUCGCGGAUCGCCGAAAUGUGGGAGAGAUGUUACUCUGGGCUGCGAGAUAUGAGCUGGGGUUGGGUGCUAUCCAGCAGGAGCAGCCUUUGAAUGAUUUGGAUUCGGCAACAAUCUCUGCAGAGGCUUGUAAGUCGGAAGAUUCUAAUGAGAAAUCUGAGAUGCCGGCUUAUGCUGGAAAAGCCAAAGACCUGAAUGCAGUGUCUGCAUUAAAUAGGCUACCAAAGCUGCUGAAUAGGCAGAAUCGGUAUGGACAGACAGCACUUCAUAUAGCAGCCCAGAAGGGCUCUGUUUGGUUCAUUGAGAAACUACUUAGUGCAGGUGCAUCGCUGGAUGUUCCAAAUGCUUAUGGCGCUCGUGCAGCUGAUGUUGCCAAAAGAUACAAACAUACAGAUGUGUUAGACAUACUCAGAGCAUGGGAGUCCAAGCAGCAGAAGGAAGCUCCCGCUUUAGGGGGUAAGAAAUCGGCUCGAAAAGCUAGAAGAAACAAGGGCAAAGUCUUCAGAGUAGACAUUCUUGAUCAGGAAUUUCCCAAGCCUGCCUUGGAUUGCAGUGAUGUAAAUUAGGUCCCUCUAGAUAACCAGAACUUUGAUCACCCCGGACUUGGAGAAGUAGUGACAGAAUCAUCGCCCAAUGUUGUUGCCCAGCAGCAAGUGGAUAGUGGAGCAGAUUCAUGGGUGCAUGUUUUUGAGUUAGAUGAGUGUAGGAAAUGGUGCAAGAUCUGAACAUUCAGAUAACGACGUUCAAUUUGUGCAAAAUACAGCUUCUAAUCCCCAUAGUCCCGCUCUUUAGAAUUAGUUUGCAGGCUUGUUGGAGAAGCCUCCUGGGAUUGUAUCUAUGUGGUAAUAUGAUUCGGAAAUGACUUUCUGCA
Messenger RNA from Physcomitrium patens, 4064 nucleotides. RefSeq lists its product as uncharacterized. The record is from RefSeq and is a predicted model, not a curated record. Lineage: Eukaryota; Viridiplantae; Streptophyta; Bryopsida; Funariales; Funariaceae. Gene Ontology annotation, molecular function: NF-kappaB binding. Gene Ontology annotation, biological process: cellular response to tumor necrosis factor. Gene Ontology annotation, cellular component: cytosol.